AUGACCGAGAAACGAGCUCCAACAGAAGAUGUUAGGCGUCGGAGGAUCGAAGAGGAUAUUCUAGCGUCGAAGAAUGCGAUCCAGGCCAUGCAGAACAGGAUCUAUGACCUGAAGGAAGAACUGAACACGACAACCCCAAUCAUGACGCGUCUGGCUUUGGAGACGCUGACCGAAGUCUUCUUCCUCGUCACCAAGCUCAAGAGUCAAAGAUGGGAAGCAGGCAUUAGAGGUUAUUUGCAGUUGGGUUAUCUCAAAAUGUUGCGAGAAAACGUAACGUUUUUCGGAGAAUAUCGGAAUGUGGGUACGAACCGAUUCCAAAGACGUCAUGGCUGGGGCGUCGGGUUGCGUGCCAUUUGUCGGCGUUUGGUGGUUGCGCUGGCUUCAUCUUCGCCUUCGCCUUCGGGGGUCUCUUAUCGUGUUGAUUCUAUUUUGACUAACACUGGCAAAUGGCUUGGACCAACGAAGACACCGAACUUCGACCGCGAGCCACCAACCGGCACUGGAGAAAUACUUUCACAGAGAGGAAUAUGUAUGAUUUUGACAUCAGACAUACUACAGAUGGCACCCAGAACCGUGCACGGCCACGAGUGA
This is a messenger RNA of Cyclocybe aegerita, 591 nucleotides long. The record is from the annotation of a GenBank genome assembly. NCBI's taxonomy places the organism in Eukaryota, Fungi, Basidiomycota, Agaricomycetes, Agaricales, Hemipholiotaceae.